AUGAAUGUUUUUCCAUUGAUAUCGAGGUCGUUUGGAUCCGAGUUAAACGUAACAUGUUGGACAGCCGAGCCGACUCAGACUACAAACUCGAACCUAGAUCUAAAUCGACCACCACUUGACGACUUCUUUACAAUACACUUGUUUUAUUCCGAUCACCGUUACACCCCUGCUAAGGAAGAAACGGUUACUUUUGCGUUGGAAAGAACAACUGAUUUCGACCAUGAAGAUACGCAGGUAGAAGUUGAGUGGAAGAUGAUGGAACUUGGGCUCGAGGAAUACGGUGAUGAUUGUGUCUAUGAAAUGAUUCGAGAAAGCUGUGGACUUGUUCUUGAGCAAUGUUUAGAUGGACGACGUAAGUCACUUGAAUUUUUUGUCGAGAUAGUUCAACAACCAGUCGUGGAUUCUGAUAUGGAUUCUGAUUCUGAUUCCGAGUUUACGGUGGAGGAGGACAAGGAUGAAGAGGAGGUUCGUCGAGAAAUAAGGUUUCGACUAAAGGCGAGUGGAAAUCAGUUUGUUAAUGGUUAUUCAAGCUCUGAGGGUAAUUGCUCAAUCUGUUUAGAAGAGUUUGAGAUGUCUCACAACGUGACAAAGCUUACUUGCUCGCAUAUCUUUCAUGAAAACUGCGUGAUUUCUUGGAUUUUCCAUGAUCGGAAAGAAACAUGUCCGUUAUGUCGAUCUAAAGUUAUUGAUGAGUUAAUUUGUGUUAAUGGGUAG
Molecule: messenger RNA, 714 nt
Organism: Spinacia oleracea (spinach)
Lineage: Eukaryota; Viridiplantae; Streptophyta; Magnoliopsida; Caryophyllales; Amaranthaceae
Exons: 1
Coding region: 1-714 (237 amino acids)
Biological process (GO): protein ubiquitination
Molecular function (GO): ubiquitin protein ligase activity
Source: RefSeq, a predicted model, not a curated record